CCAGCUUACAUCGAGAAAGCCAGUCCUUCUUGGAUGCCCUCUAUUCCUAUAGCUGUGGUCGUGGGAGAGGUUCUCUAUAGGGCGACCAGAUGUACGUGUUCAUGAGCCUAUAGACGCCAUGUUUGAUGUUGACGGCAUCGACAUGCCUACUUUCGGUCUGUGUUGGACUCGUCGCGAGAGACGCUUUGCUAGUGAUCAGACCAGGAAGGCAUACACAGCAUUGAACGAGCAGUUCGAUGCGUACACCGGGGUCAUCUGGCAGCCCUACACGGAAGCAGCCAUACAAGCGAGAUACCCUGCUGGUAUGUCUGUGCUAUGCACAAGGGACCGAGAUUACUGGAUGACAAAAUCUAAGAUCAUCUUCGAUGUCUUCGUCGAGGAGAUGGCACAACAGAGGGUUAUGAGGCAAUUUGGUCUUCUGCAGUUGGAGCUACCUCCCCCUAUAGAGAACCCGGUGCCAGCACACAUCCACAGGACGACAAGGAAGGGCAUGAACAGGACAACUGCUGACUGGCUAGUUAGACUAGAGCCGUAUGUUAUAGAAUGGGAGACAGCAAACACAAAUCUAUGGCACGAGAAUCACAAUUUCGAUCUCGAUGAAUUCAAUCUCUAUUUGCGGCGCUACAUGACCGGAACACGGUUACGCAUUGUUGAGUACUCCCACCCAGAGGAGAUACCGGAUCCUACUCCGUCGGAUAUGUACCCGAGCUAUGAUACUUCGGGCUCUAGGCAGUACGCGGCUACCUUGACACGCGAACUCUACGACGACGUGACCACCUUUGGACGAUCACUAUCGUCUGGACCUCUUCUUCAUCAUCGUCCAGUGGUACAGCCCUUCUUGGAAAGAAUUCGGAAUAAGAUACGGACUGUGUACGAGGCUAUCACGUGCACCCGGAGAACCGAUGUUGUUCAGCACCAGCAGGAGCAGCCGCGUCACUCCAUGCACCGACAUCAACCACGUCCACGUCUAGCACAUCAGCCGAGAACCAGGCCACCACGUCCUGACCAACCUGGCAGUUCUACGUGGCACCCGCAGCACUAUGGUCCCACAUCGAGCUUCGUGUUUUCUCCACAGCUACAGCAACACGGUCCCUCUUCGAGCUUCGUGUUAUCUCCACAGCCAUAG
Messenger RNA from Aegilops tauschii subsp. strangulata, 1126 nucleotides. NCBI's taxonomy places the organism in Eukaryota, Viridiplantae, Streptophyta, Magnoliopsida, Poales, Poaceae. The record is from RefSeq and is a predicted model, not a curated record.